Messenger RNA from Carassius carassius (crucian carp), 1948 nucleotides. RefSeq names its product 5-hydroxytryptamine receptor 2A-like. The transcript is spliced from 3 exons. The coding region runs from base 494 to 1798 and encodes 434 amino acids. Gene Ontology annotation, biological process: G protein-coupled receptor signaling pathway, coupled to cyclic nucleotide second messenger; chemical synaptic transmission. The record is from RefSeq and is a predicted model, not a curated record. Gene Ontology annotation, cellular component: plasma membrane; dendrite. Gene Ontology annotation, molecular function: G protein-coupled serotonin receptor activity; neurotransmitter receptor activity. NCBI's taxonomy places the organism in Eukaryota, Metazoa, Chordata, Actinopteri, Cypriniformes, Cyprinidae.
UGCUUACAUAGGGGAAUGAUGCAAUGCAUAAGAUUGCUUGUUUUGUGUGUUUAUGUCAUGUUUUGUUUAAACCAGGACAGCUGUAAGCAUGCAAGGAUGAAACAUCAGUGUGUUCCAGUCUCUCAUGUGCCCUCAUUCUUUCUUUCUCUAACACUGUAAAUGCGGCUGUAAAGUUGCCUCCUCUAUUCUGAAUCACAAUCCAUCUGGAUUGUGGAGCUCUAAACAUCCGUGUACAACAACCAUCAACCGGGCUGUGGAAAACAGGAGGCUCUUGAAGGUGACUGUGAACAUGUUGUCACCCUCAAACUGGAACAUUUUUGGUUACGCAGACUUGGAGUGCAAUGCUUCAUAUGGACUAUGGGUUCCACAAAUUAAUCGAUGUCACGCUUGAAAAAAUAGUCCAUUAAUGGCACUGAAUGGGCCGACUGCUUAACUCAGGUUCUCCGGGAUACCAGCUAAGAUUUCAAAAGACAAAAGUACCAAACACUGGCUCAUGGAGCAGAAGGUGUCUCUGGGUAAUGCAGUUCUCAAUAACUCAAUGGAUUGCAAUGGUAGUGAAGACAGGAACAGGUCAGACCAUUUGUCCUCUGAGUAUGUCCAGAAGAACUGGGUGGCACUUUUGAUUUCUCUGGUCAUAAUCAUCACGGUGACAGGUAACAUCCUGGUCAUCAUGGCGGUGAGCUUGGAGAAGAAGUUACAGAAUGCCACUAAUUACUUCUUGAGGUCUUUAGCCAUUACAGACAUGCUUCUGGGUAUCCUUGUAAUGCCAGUAGCCAUGGUGACGAUCCUCUAUGGUUACACCUGGCCCCUUCAUUGGGCCCUAUGUCCGAUCUGGAUCUACCUGGAUGUUCUUUUCUCCACUGCCUCCAUCAUGCACCUAUGCGCCAUCUCUUUGGACCGAUAUAUUGCCAUCCGUAACCCCAUCCACCACAGCCGCUCGAACUCUCUAACAAGAGCUCGUGUCAAAAUUAUAGCAGCCUGGACAAUCUCUAUGGUUAUCUCCAUGCCUGUCCCAGUCCUCGGCCUGCACGAUCACACCAAAGUCUUCCAGAAAGAAAGCUGCCAACUGAUGGACAACAAUUUCAUUCUGAUUGGCUCCUUUGUGGCGUUCUUCAUCCCGCUCAUCAUCAUGAUCAUCACCUACAUUCUCACCAUCAGUGCUCUGCAAAGUGAAGCGACUUUGUGUCUGGACCGACUCAUAGUGCGCCCAAAUUUGUCAUCCAAUAUUGGAUUUGUCCCAGGAGGCUCAUUCUCUUCUGAGCCUCUCUUCUCACGUUCAUCUCUCUGCCGCAAUGGUGCUUCCAGAGGAUCUAGCCGUCACUCCAUGCAGUCCAUCAGCAACGAACAGAAGGCAUCUAAAGUGCUUGGCGUGGUCUUCCUUCUCUUUGUGAUCAUGUGGUGUCCAUUUUUUGUGACAAACGUAAUGGCGGUGGUGUGCGGUUCAGCGUGUGAUGAAGAUUUGCUGGGGGGACUGAUGAAUGUGUUUGUUUGGGUGGGUUAUCUGUCAUCGGCGGUCAACCCUUUCAUCUACACGCUCUUCAAUAAGACUUACCGUGCCGCUUUCGCCCGGUACAUGCGUUGCCACUACCGUGAGGUGAGGAGGCCUCUGCAGCUGAUACUGGUCAACACCAUCCCUCCGCUGGUGUGCAGCUCCUCUGGGAUUCACUUAAAGGUGGAGAACUCAUUAAAGAGGAGGGCAGAGGGCAGCCGGUCUGGGAGCUUCUCCAACACAGACAGGUCAAACUCUGGAAAAACACAAAACCAGCAGGAAAGGGAAGAGGAUGUGAGCCAUUUGUGAGACUCCAGAGGGUUUUUCAAUUAUGGUUCACAUCAACAGACCUUAGAGAUUGUCUCUUUGUAGAUGUAAAAGCUUGAACAUUUUAUUUUAAUACGUGUCCACCUGUGCAGCAAAGCACAGUCUGCAGAUGAUACUACCUAUGGCUCACAG